UAGUCGCCACCACGACACACACACACACACGUACGCACCUAAUGUUGCAUCUUGGGUGGUUGUCCAACAACAAUAAAUCACUGUAUGCGUGGAAUGUUACCUGAGCUGUGUUUUCUGAUCGCCUGAUUUGAUUGCUACCUGUUCUAACUCACCUGCUGCUUUGAUGAGGUCACAGCAACAAGCCAUCGUGAUGACUCAUGCCGGCGUCUACCUUUUAAAGACAGAUGUUCCACCUGAAGGCUCCAUUUGCGACGAUCACCAUGGAGGAAGAGAGAGAGAUGCCAAAGAGGCCGUGGGACAGCGUUCGAGAGGUCCCCACCAUUGAAGAUGAACAGACGCCAUGGAAGAUGAUCAAACUAUUAAAGAUCCUGACUCUGUGUGUCAUCGGUGUGAUGGUGUUUGGAUUGGCGCUAUGUAGCAAGGCUUCCUUCCUCCUCCUCAUCACCUUGUCCAACGAGGGCACAAAGUCCCUCCCGGAUGACCAGAAACCCGUCGCUCUGCUGUGUAUCGGAUGCGCUCUCAUCACUUCAAGUGUUCUCCUACUUCUCAAAAGCAUAUGGAAGGCGUGUUACAAAACAUCAAAAAUACCAAGCAAAACAACUGCUGCGCUGGUUCUCUUCUUUGAGCUCAUGGUGUCUCUGGGUGCAGCGAUCCUCACGAUCGUGGCAAUGCCACACUUGGACAUUGUGACCAACAUAACGAUACUGAACGCUGUGGCCAUCCUCUCUGCGCUCCUGCAGGUGGUCGCUCAGUGCACUGCCAAAGAAAGGAACCGCUUCCUGGUGCCAUCCAUCACCGCCUUCAUCCUCAUUUUGAUCGGUUACGUGCUGUUCCUCUUCCUAUACAUCAUGAAGGAUCCCACUGAUACCAAAAUGUUAAUUUGGGUGGGUCUGGCAGUUGGUGGGUCCUUCUUGGUGUCUUUCAACUGGUGGGAGAGCUACUUCAGACUGAUCAGCAAGAACAGCAAUUCUGUCUUCCUCAAGAACCUGUGCAAAGACAUCAAACAGUGCCAAAACAUAUUGCACAUCUUGUCCAGUCUGCUCAGGAUCGCAGUGACCGCCUGUGUGCUCGGAGCCUUCGUCCCUCUGACCGAACUGGACUGGGACGUAGUGACCGCCAUCCCGAGUCGUCAGACAAGAAUUAUAGUCAUCAUCAUUGGGGUCCAGCUGGUCUCCUCUGCCCUCUGCCACUGGUUUGCAGUGGUAGCCUGCAAGAUGCACGUCGUGCGGCGAUGCUUCAUCCUGCCUUUGUACCUGGCCUCUCUGGCUGUUGUGGUUCUCUUCAUCGUCCCUGUCAUCGUUUACUAUCAGGACUACAGAAUAAGUCUGAACGGGACAGCAAGCAUCAACUUCACAGGCUACUGCAAUGUGGUGGUGGAUGGAAGAGACCAAAACUUGAACGGCAGUGUGUUCCCACAUCUGGUGUUGGAUGUUACACACACUCUGUGUUUCCUGGACAUGUCCAAGAUAACCGACAUUGGCAUACUGACAGGUUCAGCAGUGGCCUGGUACCUCGGUCUCGUGUUGGCCACCCUCCAUCUGUGGUACCUCAAUGUGCAUCGCAUCCAGAGAACCCAAGACCUGUUCAUUCGGAGGCUGUAUGAAGGAACCUUCAUCGAGCAGUCGCUGCUCCUCAACACCCGAUUUGAUAUCCAGACCACAGGGAAGGGGAAGAAGUCCAGGACAAUUGAUACGGCAAUGGUGUAUCUGUGUGCGACAAUGUGGCAUGAGACCUACGAUGAGAUGAUGAACAUCAUCAUCUCAAUAUUCAGACUGGACAAGUACAGACCAAAGACAAAUACAAAGUCAAACGAUUUCACCUUUGAAGCCCAUAUCUACUUUGAUGACGCAUUCGUACCCGUUGAGGGGAGUGACGUGUAUCACCUCAACGAAUACGCAACAAACCUUGUGGAAAUCCUCGCUGAAGUUUAUGGCAUUUUCACAAGCAUCGAUGAUAAGUUCUUCAAAAAAACGCAGCAGAUCCCUGAUCAGAAGAUCUUAAAGACGCCAUACGGAGGUCGUCUUGUGGUCACCAUGCCUCAUGGGAACAAUAUUGUUGUUCACUUCAAGAACAAAGACUUCAUCCGCCACAAAAAGAGAUGGUCUCAGAUCAUGUACCUUUACUAUCUUCUGGGCUGGAAACUCAUGACCAAAUAUUACAUACGCCGGCAGAAGGGAGACAGCGAGAAGGAGCUGCAAGAAGAGGCCAAGAGGGAGAAGCAAAACACCUACCUACUGGCUCUAGACGGAGACACAGACUUCCAGCCAGCCGCUGUGAUGCUGCUCAUCGAUCGUCUGAAAAUGUACCCACGUGUCGGGGCAGCAUGUGGCAGGAUUCACCCCACUGGAUCAGGUCCUGCUGUGUGGUUCCAGAAGUUUGAGUACGCCGUCAGUCACUGGCUCCAGAAGACGGCAGAGCACGUGUUCGGCAGUGUGCUCUGCAGUCCCGGCUGCUUCAGUCUGUUCAGGGCAGAGGCGCUGAUGGAUGACAACGUGAUGAAGAGAUACUCCACCAAGUCCAUGGAGGCGAGCCACUACAUUCAGUACGACCAAGGCGAGGACCGCUGGCUGUGUACUCUGCUGCUGAAGCAGGGAUGGAGAGUGGAGUACAACGCGGCGUCUGAUGCUUACACUAACGCACCUGAGGAGUUCAAAGAACUCUACAAUCAGCGUCGGCGAUGGGGACCAUCCACAAUGGCCAACGUGGUGGAUCUGCUGGGCUCCAGCAACAUAAUUUCCAAGAGGAACCCAUCCAUGUCCAAACUCUUCAUGUUCUACCAGCUGUUUUCCCUCACUUCAGCCAUCCUGGCCCCCGCAACCAUCUGCCUUUUGCUCGCAGGUAGUUUCACCUUCCUCACAGACAUGAAUCCCAGUGGUGCUCUGGUCUUGGCUGUGAUACCUCCAGCCAUCUAUCUGGGACUUUGCUUCAAGCUCAAGUCGGACACUCAGAUCACAAUCGCAGCGAUCUUGAGUGUCAUAUAUGCAUUUCUCAUGCUGGUGGUGACGAUCGCUAUCAUCGGCUCAAUGGUGAAGGACCGAACGAUCCUGACACCCAGCAGCAUCUUUGUCGUCGCCAUGGCCAUCAUUUACAUCAUCACUGCCAUAAUGCAUCCUCAGGAAAUUCAGCUAGUUUUCCAUGGCUUUCUCUACAUCCUCUGCAUCCCCAGUGCCUAUCUGCUACUCACCAUUUACUCCAUGACCAACAUGAACAACGUGUCCUGGGGCACCCGAGAGUCGAAACCUGCCGCUGGAGCUGCCACACCAGCAGCCACCACCCCGCAGACAAAGGCCCAGAAAGCCAAAAGCUCCUUCCACCAACUCUGCUCUUGGUGGAAAUGUUGUAAAAAAUCGAGCCAGGGAUCUACAGAGGAACAGCUCAGUGUCCGCCAGGAGAACCUGAUCCCACAGCAGCCUGAACUCCAGCCCCAAAACACUAUUGUUGAGGAUGCAAGGAUCCAGGAGGAGCAACAGAGGCAAGUCGAGCCUGUGUUGCUCCUUCCUCCAGGUUGGGUGACACAAUUAAAGAAUGCGUCCACUGACAUGCAGCUGCAGGAGGACUCACUUGACCAGGCGGAGGGGGACUUCUGGAAAGAACUUAUAGAGAAGUACCUGCAACCUCUGCCCGACAACAAAGAGAAACAGAAAAAGAUUGCCAGUGACCUGCGACAGCUGAGAAACAAGAUAAACUUCGCCUUCUUCAUCUUGAACGGCAUGUGGCUGGUGGCGACAUUCACCCUCCAGAUCUUCGGCCUCCUUCCCCAUCACGUCCCCAAGGUCGACCUCAACCUUCAGUCGACCGGAGAAGUCAUAACUAUCGAUCCCAUUGGCUUCAUGUUCAUUCUGGGAUUCGCUCUGUGUAUAAUCCAGUUCUUUGCCAUGUUUUACCACAGAGUCUACACCCUGGCACAUUACGUGGCCUUUCUGGAAACGGAGCCCAAAGAGAACAGACCCGAACCAGAGAGACCCCAACAGUCAGCCACGACGACUGACUCUGUUUCUGAAGCCGACUCCACCUCCAUGUCCAGCUUCCCGGACGAGUCUGAACCCGAAGACAGUGAGGACGAGUUUUACUCACACUUGUACUACAGGCGGCAUGAUGGAGGGACUAUGGUGUGAACGCGGACUCUGUGCACCAGCAUCACUUUUAAGCACUUUGAAAUAUUCAACAUGAGAUUUAAGAGGUUGCCAUAAACGCCUUUAUUGUGUGGAUUAUUGAUGCUUACAUGUUUACAUUUAGUUCAGUGUGAUUUAUUUAUUUAUGGAAACAAGUGAUGUCAGUGAAGUUUAGAAACUGCAUAAAAACAAUGUGAAAUCUAACAGAAAUUAAUUAAGGUGUUUUAAAUAAGGGAAUCUAAGUGAAAGACAUGAGCUACACUGUGUGAGAUGAAGUGCAUGAACUAUUCUUUUACAUGCUGCUGUGUUAUUUAUAUCUCUUUAUGCAAUAGUUCAGUUAGUGAUGAUCCUGUUUUGUGUUGUGUUGUAUUGUGUUCUCGUUUCUUAAUAAAGCACUUUAAUU
Messenger RNA from Scatophagus argus, 4515 nucleotides. Its product is annotated as chitin synthase chs-2-like. The record is from RefSeq and is a predicted model, not a curated record. Lineage: Eukaryota; Metazoa; Chordata; Actinopteri; Scatophagidae. Gene Ontology annotation, molecular function: chitin synthase activity. Gene Ontology annotation, cellular component: cell periphery; cell septum.